Molecule: messenger RNA, 666 nt
Organism: Vanderwaltozyma polyspora DSM 70294
Lineage: Eukaryota; Fungi; Ascomycota; Saccharomycetes; Saccharomycetales; Saccharomycetaceae
Gene: DFR1
Product: dihydrofolate reductase
Exons: 1
Coding region: 1-666 (221 amino acids)
Biological process (GO): tetrahydrofolate biosynthetic process; folic acid metabolic process; glycine biosynthetic process
Cellular component (GO): mitochondrion
Molecular function (GO): dihydrofolate reductase activity; NADP binding
Source: RefSeq, a predicted model, not a curated record
AUGUCUCAGUUACCAGUAGUUAGUAUUGUUGCAUGCUUACUUCCUGAGUUUGGAAUCGGUCUUCAAGGUACUCUACCUUGGAGGUUGGCCAAAGAAAUGAAAUUCUUCAGACAGGUUACUUCAAGUACUUUUGAUUCAGGUAAACAAAAUGCAGUUAUUAUGGGUAGAAAGACAUGGGAAUCUAUUCCUGCCAAAUUCAGACCAUUGCCAAACAGAACCAACGUUGUUAUUUCAAGAAGCUUUACUGCAGAUCUGGUUCUUUCUGAUGAUAAUUCUUAUCUAAAAUGUAACUCAUUAUAUGAUUCAAUUGAAAAAUUGAAUUCUUCCUAUAAGGACAAGAUCGAACGUGUGUAUAUAAUCGGUGGUGGUGAAAUAUAUAAAGAAAGCCUGAACUUAUGUGAUUACUGGUUAAUUACAAAAAUUGUACCCUUAGAGACAGGAUCUGAUGAUGAUGUCCCACCACCAAAAGUUGAUACUUUUUUGGAUAGCAAAACACUGUCUGAAAAUUAUAUAGAAGAUAAAAAUGUUGAUUUAGGAACAUUUUUACCUUCUCAAGUCGAAUUACCUGACAAAGAGAGUCCAUGUAAAAAUUCCAGCGUACCUUUAAAAUAUGCCCAACAAGAGAGAGGAUUAGAGUUUGGAUAUUCUCUCUGGAGGAAAAAAUGA